Messenger RNA from Aspergillus puulaauensis, 1578 nucleotides. RefSeq names its product cytochrome P450. The transcript is spliced from 4 exons. The record is from RefSeq and is a predicted model, not a curated record. Gene Ontology annotation, molecular function: heme binding; iron ion binding; monooxygenase activity. Bases 1 to 1578 code for a protein of 525 amino acids. NCBI's taxonomy places the organism in Eukaryota, Fungi, Ascomycota, Eurotiomycetes, Eurotiales, Aspergillaceae.
AUGCUUCUCGACUAUUUCUCAAGCUGGUUUCUCCCGUCUAUCAUCGUUAUUCUGUUAGCUUACUGCAUACACAAUAAGCACGGCUACGGCAUCUCCAAGAUUCCUGGACCGUUUCUUGCUGGGUUUUCGGAUCUAUGGCGUACUAUUUUAGUAUGGAGGGGUCAUCCUCAUCUCUAUCACGUCAAACUGCACGAGAAAUAUGGAUCUGCAGUGCGACUAGGCCCGAAUGUGGUAUCUAUCUCAGAUCCAGAGGCCAUAAAGACCAUAUAUGCGAUCAACUCAGGCUACGUAAAGUCUGGUUUUUACCCUGUACAGCAGACUAUCACGAAAGAAGGGGACUUUCUACAAGGAAUGUUCAACACGGUGGAUGAGAAGUAUCAUGCCAAACUUCGACGAGCUGUAUCAAAUGCCUACGCGAUGAGUACUUUAGUUCAGUUUGAACCACUUGUCGAUUCAACUUCGAGGGAGUUCCUGAAGCAGCUAUCCGAACGUUACGCUGAUAAACCAGGAGCUGACGGCAUUUGCGACUUUGCUACUUGGCUUCAAUACUAUGCUUUCGACGUUAUCGGAGAGCUAACAUACUCGAAGCGAUUGGGAUUUAUUGACUAUGGUGAGGACGUUGAUCAUAUCAUUGGUGAUGCCGAAAGGACUCUCAAAUAUUUUGCGGUCGUUGGUCAGAUGCCAAUACUCGAUAGUCUGUUCCUGAAGAAUCCAGUUCGGUUGCUACUCAGUCGUCUCGGAAUCAUGAACGCAACCUCGCCUGUUGUGACAUUCGCUCGGCAGCGUAUGAAGAGUCGCCUCGUCGGACCAAAGAACAUAGCAGAAACGCAGGGCAAGUCUGCGUCAGGGAAGCGAGAUUUCCUUGCUCGAUUCAUUGAGGCAGGGGAGAAGGACCCGCAGUUCAUAAACCCCCAGCGGAUACUCUCCUUGACUGUCGCCAAUAUGUUCGCUGGGUCGGAUACUACGGCUAUAUCAUUGCGUUCCAUUUUUUACAAUUUGCUGAAAAACCCAGACAAGCUUAAUAAGCUGCGGGCCGAGUUUCAGGAGGCAGAGGGAAACGGGGUCUUCCGCGAGGAUAGGCUUGUUCGCUGGGAAGAAUCUCAAAAGCUGCCCUAUCUUGAUGCUGUCAUUAAGGAGGCACUGCGCAUCCACCCCGCCGCAGGACUUCCGCUAGAGCGAGUUGUGCCACCUGGGGGAGUUCAACUGUGCGGUUAUUUCCUACCAGAGGGAACUAUUGUUGGGUGUAAUGCAUGGACAGUCCAUCGCAGCGCAAAGAUUUAUGGACCUAAUACCGACGUUUUCCGUCCGGAGCGUUGGCUGGAGGCCUCCGAAGAGGCCAAGUCACUUAUGAGUUCUUCGCUCUUCACAUUCGGUGCAGGAGCUAGGACUUGCGUUGGAAAAAACAUCAGUUAUUUAGAGAUGUAUAAGUUAGUGCCGUCUAUUCUACGGACAUUUGAGGUCACUCUCGCACACCCUGACAGGGAAUGGAAGACUGAGAAUAUCUGGUUUGUCAAGCAGAGCGCUUUCGAUGUGCGAUUUACAACUAGGCCCCGUGACAGGGCGGCUCCAUACUGGUAA